CGAUUUUGUAUUUUUGUUUUUGUCGUCAAACGUUGUCGCUUAGCAACCGCGAUCUCGGAGAACCGAGUUCACGAUUCAAAAAAACUAAAGCAACAUUAAAAACCAGAAACGCUCGUUAUGACGAUAUCCGGCGCUCUAAACGCUUACUUUUGAACAUCGUUCUAUGUUUCCAAGUGGGCUUUGUGGACUAAGGACUUGUGUAGACACCGUCUCUAUAUAUUUUUUUUAUAGCAGUGGCGAUGGAACAACAAAUUGACGCCGUGGACGCAAAGUUGCACGAAGUUGUUAAACAAUCUCUAAAAGAUGGACCCAAUUGGAACAACUUUGUAUCAACUGUAGAAACCGAAAUAAAGAAAAUCUUGGUAAACAAACGUGUGAUUAAUAUAGCAAAAAAUAAACCUGUACAAUCUGAAACAACUGAAUUGAUUAAUAAGCUCAUAUUUGAAUACAUGGAUUGGAUGGGAUAUCAACUCACAAACACAAUGUUUAAGAAAGAAUUGGGAACAGAGUUAAAGGCAAAUGGUUAUCGUAAGCAGAUGACUUCAUUAUUAGGUCUUGAAGACACUGAUGAAACAUUAAAACUGCCUCUUUUAACAGUGUUGAUUACAAUGUUUAAGAAUAAAGAUGGAGACAAUCAAGAACCCUUAGACAAUUGAGGAAAAACCUAUUUAUCGUUAUAAAU
Molecule: messenger RNA, 682 nt
Organism: Rhopalosiphum padi (bird cherry-oat aphid)
Lineage: Eukaryota; Metazoa; Arthropoda; Insecta; Hemiptera; Aphididae
Exons: 4
Coding region: 240-656 (138 amino acids)
Molecular function (GO): protein binding
Source: RefSeq, a predicted model, not a curated record